GGUUACAAAUGAAUAUGUCCGCUGUCCGCACGGGUCGAUUUGGUUAUGUAAUAGAUAGGCAUAGAGCAGAAAUGCAAGAGUGAAAGCGAUUUGUGAAUAUGACUCGGAUUUCGCUGCUAGUGGCUGAUGAAGCCCAGUGAGUGCAACAUGGCCGGGAAAUUUGUAACCCUUCUCGUCGCCUGUGCCUGUCUGCACCACGUCCUGGGCUUGAUAGACAAGCAACCUGAAUAUGUAAAGACCUGCAUGAUUAAAGAACCAAAGGAGAUAUUUGUAAAUUGUUCCACACAUGCAGUACAAAUUUUAUUCAACGAAAUUCCGAAAGGGGUCGCUGAAAUUGGUCUGGAGAAAUUGGAUCCCUUGUAUGUUCCAAUGAUCAGUAUACUACAAGGAGGGGGUGGUCCAGUAACAGUAAACGCAUCCUUAUCUAACGUCACGGUACUCGGUUUUGGAAAUACCAAGAUAGUCCACAACAGUGUCGAUCCAAAAACUUUCGAUUUCUACACAAAACUGCACCUUCCAAGGCUAAGGAUAGACGGCAAUUAUGACCUUUUUGGUCGAAUUUUGGUUAUUCCCCUCAAAGGAAGAGGCACCUGUUGGUUUGAUGCCAAAGACUUGGAAAUAAUCGUCAAGAGCGACAUUAUCAUGGAGAAACACGACGGUUUCCAGUUUUUCAACGUAACCAAGGUCCACGUAAAGUUCAGCAUCGGAGGGUUAAAGCUCCACAUGUACAACCUUUUCGACGGCAUCAAGGCGUUAGAGGAUUCGACGAACACGUAUCUGAACGCGAAUUGGCGACCCGUUGCCGAGAGCCUCAGUCCGAUUUUAUCCAAGACCAUAGAAGACAUCAUGAUAGACAUCCUGAGGAAGGUGUUCGACAACAUUCCCGCCAAUUUUUUCCUCGGCGACUUGGACCCUUAACGUCCUAGAAGACUGUCACGUAAAUUUAGCAAAAUUCGACACGAUUUCGUCAACCACAGCUGGCAAACAGUUUAAAGUUAGGACGCGCGGUGAUUCACGGAGAUGUGGGGACUUUUUCACUGUACACUUUCAUAUUUUCCUAGCCAAGCGCUUAUUAUUUACGAAAAUUUAUGUGUUUUUUUUAUAUAAAUUUUAAAUAAAAAACUGCCACAAAAG
Molecule: messenger RNA, 1134 nt
Organism: Anoplophora glabripennis (Asian longhorned beetle)
Lineage: Eukaryota; Metazoa; Arthropoda; Insecta; Coleoptera; Cerambycidae
Exons: 5
Coding region: 127-918 (263 amino acids)
Source: RefSeq, a predicted model, not a curated record